Molecule: messenger RNA, 1344 nt
Organism: Caenorhabditis elegans
Lineage: Eukaryota; Metazoa; Nematoda; Chromadorea; Rhabditida; Rhabditidae
Gene: C18H7.4
Product: Tyrosine-protein kinase
Exons: 5
Coding region: 103-1275 (390 amino acids)
Biological process (GO): developmental process
Molecular function (GO): transferase activity; nucleotide binding; non-membrane spanning protein tyrosine kinase activity
Source: RefSeq, marked reviewed
AAAUCAGUUUUCAAUAUUCAUUAGCCGAGAAACGUCUUUUCUAGUUCUCGGGAGGAAAUACAAAAGAACAGUUCUCGUGUAAACAAUUAUCAAGAGUUCAACAUGGCUCCUGCAAACAGAGAAAAAAUCGCCGAUGAGGACCGAACCCUGCCGUACUUCCACGGAGCGCUUAUGAAUAUAGACGCCGACCAGCUUCUAGUCAACGAUGGAGAUUUCAUGGUGACCACUCGAAUUGUGGCGGAUCUCAACAAGCUUCAAUUUCACUUGGCGGUCCGUUUGAAGAAGGGUAUCCGUCGAUAUGAGAUAAAAAGGAAUCAAAACUCUGCAAAACUUGGGAAUCGGAGUGCUUCAAACAUCGGAAAGCUGAUUGACUCACUGAAGGCCGAAACAAUCGAGAUAAAAGGGGAAAAGGUGAUUUUGAAGCGGGCGAUUGCGAAGGGAAAGUUCCAGCUGAUGCAUACCGAUGUGAACUUCAAGAAGCAAAUCGGGUCAGGAGCAUACGGGACAGUUUAUAGAGGACGUCUUGUUAAGACCAAUGCAAUUGUCGCUGUGAAAAAGCUGGAUACGGAAGGAACAGACGAGGAAGGUCUGACGGAUAUGAUGAAGGAAGCAAGAGUCAUGCAGCUGUACGAUCAUCCGAAUAUUGUAAAGUUUUAUGGGUACAUUCUGGAUGAUGUUCCAUAUCUUUUGGUUCUGGAGUUUUGUAAUGGAGGAUCAGUGGAAGAUUUGUUGAGGGACAAGCCAGAGAUUAAAAUCAAUCGAAGAGUUCAAUACACUUAUAUGGCGGCUUGUGGAAUGGAUUAUCUGCAUAAGAAAAACUGUAUCCACCGGGACAUCGCCUCCCGCAAUUGCCUCAUCCAUAAUGGUGUAGUGAAGAUGGCGGAUUUUGGAAUGUGUCGCGCUACAGCCGUCUACAAAGUCGACCUUUCGAAACCUCUGAACGUUCGCUGGCUAGCUCCGGAGGUCUGGACCAACGGAGAGACUCGCUACAACACAGAUGUCUACGCGUUUGGUGUCAUGAUUUGGGAGUUCUUCAUCACCCCAUACCAAUCCCCCUACACCGAAUGGAAAGGAUAUACUGUUAAGCAAAAAGUUCGAGGUGGCUACCGGAUGCAACCGCCGGAGGGCAUGCCGAAAGACGUGGCAUCUCUGCUUGCCGAGUGCUGGAACCACGAUCCGGAGAAGAGACCGAACGCUGAGAAACUCAAGGAGAAGCUGGAGGAUCUGAAUCAGAAGUAUGAAGCCGGAGAACCGAGUCUGCUGCAGGGUUGUUAGAAGAGCUCGGAGAAGUCUGCUGCCGUUUGAGAGCACUAUGAGUCUUUGAAUAAAAUAGUUCGAUCUAAA